UGGCUGGUAAAAGGGGGAAGAAAAGGCGCUAGGAAGAAAACUGGGAGAAGAAUCCGAAAGCUGAGCAAGAAAAUGGCAGAACGGGUUAACCUGGCAGACACUCUCGAAGAGCUCCUCAACUUCACUCUCCAAUCUUUCGUAAAUGGAACCCUAGAAUUCGAUCUAGGGUUGCCCAAGGACUUCUGCUCUCAACUACUCCAACCCGAACCCGAACCCGAACCAAACGACGACCUCUUCCCCCCUUCCCUCUCCGAUACUACAGAUUGUUUUCAAGGGAUUCCACCGUAUCCUUUAUACAAGUGUCUGGCAUUGGCUUUGCACGAAUCCAUAAUUUCUGGCACCUUUCUUGGCACACGUCACAAUGUGGCCUCGGAUGUUCAGGAAAGUUCCUUGAAAGAAGAAGAAAAUGGAUGGCAGAAGCUGAUAUCGGAGAAGGGAUCUGAAUUAUUUAAUAUGUUAAAGGCUGUUGACUUUGAGCUUCAUGUUCAGGAGCCUUUCUUUUCACAGCUUAAAGAUGGCCUCAAAACAAUUGAAGGAAGGUGUGCUGUUGGUGAUUACUGUAGAAUUGUCUCAGGAUCUUUGAUUCUCUUCAAUAAAUGUCUACUAAUUGAAGUUCAGGAUGUUCGCAGUUAUUCUUUGUUCUCUGAUAUGAUGGAGGCUGAGGGUCUAUCUAAAGUCCUUCCUGGAGUUGAAACCAUUGAACAAGGUGUGCAAGUUUACAGAAAGUUUUACACUGAGGAGGAUGAAAUGUCAAAUGGUGUCCUAGCAAUUAGUGUUUCAAAAUUGCCUCUCCAGCCUUGCAAUUUAUUAGCUGGCAUGCUCUUUGGAUUGAAUAAGGGAGGUCUUCAAGGCCUUCUUGGUCUGGCACAUACCACAGGGACUAUUCCAGAGGCUCUUCCCCCUCCAAGGUCUACUCUUCUGUCAUCGUUUAUGCUGCCAUAUAAAUUGAACGUUGAACAUAGCACAUUGACUCAUGGAGCUAGGGCCCUGGCAAAACAUGCAGAGCGGAGUAGCAGUAAAUAUUGGGGUACUAUAGAUGGAAACGAUUCCAAUAAAAACAUUGCAUUGGAUGUGAUCAGUCGUUUAAUGACACAUUGUUGCUGGUUAAAUGUGCAUAUUGUUCAACCACAUGGCGCCGUCUUUGAAAUCAGGGUUGCUGAAGGAUAUGGUGCACGGUGGUCGAGUGAUGGUAGUAAGUUUAUUGGAUUUCUAGAGCCAUACAUGGAGCACUCAAAGAGAUGGAUGCACUAAAUAGGUUCCUCAGAUGUUGCCUUUAGCAUCCUUGAUUCAGACAAGGCUUCGCGUUCUCAAGUACUAUUCUCCGAUCCCUGUCUUGAUGAAAGUUUGAAACUUGUUCCUCUUUCUUUUCCACACUAAAUUCGCGAUGCACUUGGAAGUACAUUCUAGCAAUUGUUCAUAUGGAUAGGACUAUCGAGAUCUCUCCAGCAACUGCGCCAGCCAUAGGAAUCAUCCACAUAAUAUCUCAGAAUCACCAUCACCUUUUCCGAUUUCUUGCAACGAUCAGAUGCUGUUGUCGUCUUACAGCUCAUUUGGAUGUGCUUUUAAAAUGAUUGAAAGCGUUUUUGAUGAAAAUGUUUUUGGAACCAAUCAUUAGUAAGGAAAAUCACUUAAAGUGUUUCAUGAAAGAAGCACAGAACUCAUGCUUCUUGCAGAAAGAACUUUAAGUGCUUUUGGAAUCAAAAAACAUUUUCUCUAAAAGCACUUUCAGUCAUUUUAAAAGCACAUCCAAACAAGUCCUUAUUUUCCAUGUAUUUUUCUCUGGUGAAUCCACUUUUAUUACUUGCCUAGUUACCCUCUUCACUUGUUUCUGUAGUUUUCUACGUAAGCAUGCUUCCACAUUUUCAUAGAAUUAUUAAUUCGUCUAUAGUAUGCAACGCCGAAAAGAAUGUUACGUGUGAAGAAUAUUUGUAAUAUUAUUUAUUUUAUUUUUUUUGAGCAAGUGAAAUCAAUGAAUCCUUUUGUCUAA
Molecule: messenger RNA, 1987 nt
Organism: Pyrus x bretschneideri (Chinese white pear)
Lineage: Eukaryota; Viridiplantae; Streptophyta; Magnoliopsida; Rosales; Rosaceae
Source: RefSeq, a predicted model, not a curated record